This is a messenger RNA of Mytilinidion resinicola, 4348 nucleotides long. RefSeq lists its product as uncharacterized. The record is from RefSeq and is a predicted model, not a curated record. The coding region runs from base 1 to 4152 and encodes 1383 amino acids. The transcript is spliced from 6 exons. Gene Ontology annotation, molecular function: ATP hydrolysis activity; ATP binding; ABC-type transporter activity. NCBI's taxonomy places the organism in Eukaryota, Fungi, Ascomycota, Dothideomycetes, Mytilinidiales, Mytilinidiaceae. Gene Ontology annotation, biological process: transmembrane transport. Gene Ontology annotation, cellular component: membrane.
AUGCGAUGGAAGAACGUCAAGGUCUACGGAGAAGAUGUUGGUUCCAGGGCACAGAGCGACAUCUCAACCGUGAUCAGCGACUUGUACAAGUCUGUCCAAGGAAUUUGGCGUAGGAAUCCCCAGAAAGAGAUACUACACGGCAUAGAUGGAGUGCUCAAUGAGGGAGAAAUGCUUCUAGUGCUAGGCGGGCCAGGAAGCGGUUGCACUACUCUUUUGAAGACCCUCGCCGGCCAUCAUGGUGGAUACAGCAAGAAGAAAGGAGUCAUCCGCUGUAGCGGCAUCUCCAUUACGAAAGUCAUGGAGCGUUUCCGCGGAAGUGUCGUUUAUAAUGGCGCGGUUGAGAGUCACUUCCCCGAGCUCACCGUUGGUCAAACACUCGACUUUGCUGCGAAGACCAAAACGCCCCAUCGGCGCAUCGACGGGAUUUCGAGAGCGGAGUAUGCGGCCAGGAUAACGGACAUUAUUGGGACUGCCUUUGGACUUCGGCACACCUUCCAGACCAGGGUUGGGAAUGACUUCAUCAGAGGUGUGUCUGGUGGAGAGCGGAGGCGAGUCACUAUUGCUGAAAUGCUGAUGACUCGCGCCUCCGUCACAUGUUGGGAUAAUCCGACCCGCGGUCUCGACUCUUCAACAUCUCUAGAGUUUGCUCAGGCACUGCGGGUAGCCACCAACUUGACUGGUAACGUCUCUAUCUCAGCAUUGUACCAGCCCGGAGAGGCGCUAGCAGAGAUUUACGACAAAGUCACCCUCCUUUACCAAGGCUACCAAAUCUGGUUCGGCGAGAUCGACGAUGCUCGAAAAUACUUCACGGAAAUAGGAUUCGAAGCCCUCCCUAGGCAGACGACCGCCGAGUUUCUCAUUUCCAUUACUGACCCAAAGUCUGCGCGGGUGAGAAUGGGCUAUCAACAUCGAGUGCCUCGCAAUGCGGAAGAAUUUGUGAAAAUCUGGAAAUCCAGCGCCGCUUAUAAACACAUGCUGACUGAGUUCAACGAGCAAGAGCAACGAUUUCCCGAGGAUGACGAAGAAUCUUAUCAGCGCUUGAAAGACCAUCAAGUCGUGGAAAAGACACCAUUCACACGAAACCAUUCCGCCUAUACCCUCAAUCUUGGCAUGCAAUUCCUCAUCACGCUGAAUCGUGGUUAUCAACGACUUGUAGGCAACUGGAUCUAUUAUCUCGUCAUGACUACCACGAUGGUGGUCAUACCAAUCAUCAUCGGAAGCAUGUUCUACAACAUCCCAGAGGAUGCUUCUGGAUUCAUCUCCAGGGGCGGGAUGAUAUUCUUUUCGCUCCUCUUCAACGUCAUCAUCAAUUUCGCUGAAACUAGCGCCCAAUUUGCGCAGAGACCUAUCGUCGAAAAACAGAACUCCUACGCCAUGUACCACCCUUUUGUGGACUCACUAGCCACAGGGGUCGUACAGUACCCCCUGAAGCUUUUCAACAUCGCUAUGUUCAGCGCGAUUGUCUACUUCGUUGCCCAUCUAAAACGGGAGGCGGGUCCGCUUUUCAUCUUCAUGGCCUUCACUUAUAUCAUCUCCAUAUCAAUGACGGGGUUGUUUCGAACAAUUGCGAUUUUCGUCAAUUCCAUGGAGACCGCGUUGGCAUGUACAGGUCUGGCUAUGCUUCCGCUGGCAAUAUACAGUGGCUACGUCAUCCCACGCCCUUCGAUGCAUCCAUGGUUCAAGUGGAUAUCAUACAUCAAUCCAGUUUACUAUGCCAACGAGGCUCAAAUGGCCGUCGAAUUCCACGGCCGAAGGGCUCCAUGCACAACGCUCGUUCCCUCUGGUCCUGGGUACGAGCACGUCAAACUUGCAAACCAGGUCUGCGCGGUGGUCGGCGCGAAGCCAGGUCAGGCCUUUGUUUCUGGAGACGAAUAUGUCAAGCUGUCAUUCGACUUCGAAUACGCCCACGUCUGGCGGAAUCUGGGCGUCUGCAUCGCCUUCUUCGUCCUUUUCACCAUCACGUCGGCAUUAGCGGUUGAGUACAAGAAAUCAGCCUCCACGAAGAGUGAGUUCUUAGUGUUUCGCAAGACUACCAAGGUGUCCUCGAAGGUCAGUGGGAAUCCUCGCAAGCGCGACAUCGAACAGCCCCAUCGAGGCGUUGAACUGGACGUCAUCACGGAGGAAAAGAGAGAGUCCAUAGCUAUCGAGAGAAGCGACGAUAUUUUCUGCUGGCGCAAUCUAUGCUACGACAUUGAAAUCAAAGGGGUUCCCCGUCGCCUCUUGGACAACGUCCAAGGUUUCGUAGAGCCAGGCACCCUUACAGCCCUCGUGGGAGCCUCCGGAGCGGGCAAAACUACCCUCCUCAAUGUCCUUGCGCAGAGAGUUUCUAUGGGAGUUAUCUCUGGUGAUAUGCUGGUCAACGGGUCACCACUCGACAAGUCUUUCCAGCGGCGAACUGGCUACGUUCAACAGCAAGACGUCCAUCUUGCGGAAUUGACCGUUCGGGAAUCAUUCCGCUUUUCUGCGCUUCUACGACAGGGCAAGGAAGUCCCAGUUUCUGAAAAGUACGCAUACGUCGAAAAUAUCAUCGCAGCAUUGGGAAUGCAGCAUUACGCUGAUGCUGUAAUUGGAACCGCCGAGGAAGGCCUUAGCGCGGAGAAGAGAAAGCGCAUUACGAUUGGGCUGGAGCUCGUUGCUAAACCAACUCUACUGCUCUUCCUCGACGAACCCACCUCAGGCCUGGAUUCCCAAUCAGCGACAUCGAUCAUGAAGUUUCUUCGUGAACUUGCAAAUGCAGGGCAGGCGAUUCUCUGCACCAUCCAUCAGCCGUCCGCUACAUUAUUUGAGGAGUUUGAUCGUCUUCUUGUUCUUUCUAGAGGAGGAAAAACGGCAUACUUUGGGGAUCUAGGGCAGAACUCCAAGAUUGCCACCGAUUACUUCGAAAGACAUGGAGCCCCGCCUUGCGAGCCCACCGCAAAUUCAGCCGAGUACAUCUUGGAUGUGGUUGGUGCUGGAGCAACUCAGACGGCGAUGGCAGACUGGGCAGAGGUGUGGAAAAGCUCACCGGAGUGUGCUGCUGUGACUUCACGAAUCCGAGCCAUCCGAGCACCUAGACUCCAAAACAAAUUCCAAGGAAUAGACAGCAAAUUCCAGUUCAACAAACGCAUAGAUCCGGACGGAAAAAUGGAGGCCGACAAAACGACUGAUUUUGCAACAUCCUGGUUUACUCAGUUCUUCGCGGUGCAAAAACGUUGCUUCCAACAUGCGUGGCGGUCGCCGGUUUAUCUCAACAGCAAGUUCCUCAUCAACUUGUUCGGGGGGCUCUUUCUCGGUUUCACCUUUUACCAAGAAAACACGUCAAUUCAAGGACUCCAGAACAAGACCUUCGCCGUCUUCAUGAUCCUCCUUCUCUGUCUCAUUCUCAUCGUGCUUCUCCAGCCCCGUCUCCUCGUCAUUCGCGACCUCUACGAAGUCCGUGAGCGCCACUCAAAAAUGUACCACUGGACCACCUUCGUCAUCGCCAACAUCAUCGUCGAAAUCCCCUUCAAUUUUGUCAUUUCUUCCGUCGGCUUCAUUUGCUGGUACUUCCCUGUCGGCUGGUACCGCGACUCUGCAGUCACUCCCGGCCGCGGCCUUUUCAUCUGGUUCAUCUUCAUGCUCUACCAGAUCUACCACACCACCUUCGCACAAGCCAUCGCCAUGGUUUGUCCCAACGCUGACACCGCCGCCAUGAUGACAAUCCUCUUCUACACCUUCAUCCUUGCCUUCAACGGCGUCGUGCAGCCGCUCGCCUCCCUCGUCAAGUUCUGGCACUUCGCGUACUACGUCUCCCCCUUCACGUGGCUCGUCUCCGCCAUGAUGUCCACCGGCACCCACGAUGUCCCUGUCCGGUGCUCUGCCGCUGAGAUCAACAUCUUCCAGCCGCCGAAGGGAAUGUCGUGCGGGAAGUACGCCGGCGCGUUCGCGAAUGGUACGAUGGCCGCUCUAUACAACCCGAAGGCUAUGAAGAAUUGCGAGUUUUGUAGAUUUGGCAUUGCGGAUGCGUAUUUGACCGCUGUGCAUAUCUCGUAUGAUGAUCGGUGGCGGAAUGCGGCGUUCAUGGCGGCGUAUAUUGUGUUCAAUAUUUGUCUGUUUUUCAUCACGUUUUAUUGUCAUGCCAAUGGGGUUAAGAGUGUGUUUGGGGGGAUGGGGAAGCUGUUUAAGAAGAAGUAGAUUGAAGGGGCUUGUAAGCGAGAUGGAUGGGGAUGGUUCGGGACACAUUCACGAUAAUGCUUUAUUGACAAAUUGUCCACUUCUUCGUUUCUUGGUAUUAUUCUGAGGCUUCUAUGUUUAUGCGCCUUUGAGAUUUCGCUGACUGGUCGCGUUAUCGCCUCUAUUGUCUCGGCUACUCUCUUUAUCGCGUCGCCUC